Messenger RNA from Arachis ipaensis, 864 nucleotides. RefSeq names its product protein DMP8. The record is from RefSeq and is a predicted model, not a curated record. NCBI's taxonomy places the organism in Eukaryota, Viridiplantae, Streptophyta, Magnoliopsida, Fabales, Fabaceae. Gene Ontology annotation, biological process: endomembrane system organization.
AUGGAUAGUGAUAAACAGCUGCAACCAGAUCUAGAAAGUGGUUCAAAUUCACCAACAUCAAAACCCUCUGAUUCUGAACCCACUUCAAAGCCACAAGAAAACAACAAUAAUAGCCCCAAAAAACCCAUUGCUAAUGGUAACUCCAAUCCCAGUAAUCCCACUAGUAACCCUAAUAGCCCUAAUUCUAAUGGUGAUGAUGAAGACCCUACAUUAGAGGACACAAACGACACUACCCUUGGAAAGGGCAUCCAAACAACCUUCAAAACCGCCUCAAAUCUUGGGAACUUCUUACCAACAGGGACUAACCUAGUUUUUGGGGCACUCAUACCAACCAUCUACAAAUCCGGGCAAUGUUCAUCACUUAGUGUAACCAUGAUGAUCUUCGCUUUAGUCUUCUGUUCCUUCUUCUGCUUCUUCUCCUGCUUCACCGACAGCGUCGAGCAACCUGCGAAAGAUAGCAAGGGAAACAACAAGACAAAGGUCUACUACGGAUUCGUGACCACCAAGGGUUUGUGGGUGCACAACCACCGCGGCUAUAUCGGCGGUAGGAGGUACAAGCUAGGGUUUGCCGACGUCUUGCACGCCGUGUUGUCAAUGGUGGUGUUCUUGGCGAUGGCUUUCUCCGAUCAGAGAGUCAUCGAUUGCUUGUUUCCCAAACAUGUGGAUGAUAUGGAGCAAGUGAUGAGAACCUUGGUUCUUGUUGUUGGAUUUCUUUGCUCAAGUUUGUUUCUUUUGUUUCCUGUCCAUAGACGCGGAUUUGUCCCAUCCUUGCCAAAGAAUGCUAAUGCUACCUCUACUGGCGCCGUCACUGCCACCACCAACACCAAUACUAAUACCACCGCAACGGCGGAAAAAAACGUGUAG